Messenger RNA from Fonsecaea erecta, 606 nucleotides. RefSeq lists its product as hypothetical. Gene Ontology annotation, molecular function: oxidoreductase activity. Bases 1 to 606 code for a protein of 201 amino acids. The record is from RefSeq and is a predicted model, not a curated record. NCBI's taxonomy places the organism in Eukaryota, Fungi, Ascomycota, Eurotiomycetes, Chaetothyriales, Herpotrichiellaceae. The transcript has a single exon.
AUGUUCGACGUUGAUGAGAAGAGGCUCGAGAACGUGCGACGUUCACUUGAUGAAGCCGGCUACAAAGCAGGUUCCCAUCACUGUGAUGUCAGAAAUGCAGAGUCUGUGUCCAACGCCAUCGAGGACACGAUUCAAAGGUAUCAGAAGAUUGACGUCCUGGUCAACGUUGCUGACGUCUACCCGUUUCAUCCACUGGUGGGCUUCCCUCUUGACGCAUAUCGACGCACGAUAUCUGUCAACUUGGACGGGUCAUUCUAUCUCACCCGCGAAGUUCUCCCACACAUGCAGAAAGCUGGAUAUGGUCGUAUCAUCCACACAGCGUCGUCCACAUUUGGGAGUCCUGAGCCAGGGUUAUCCAGUUAUGUGACAUCUAAGGGAGGUGUGAUUGGUCUUCCACGGGCAGCUGCCGUGGAAGCUGGAGCGGGAGUCACAGUCAACGUGGUAGUUCCUGGUCUCACAGAAACUCCCGGUGUUCUGUCGCACGAAGGAUCUUCAGCGUUGUUCGAGCAUAUCUUGUCUAAGCAGACGGUGAAACGCAGAGGCCAUCCGCUCGAUGCGGCACAUACCUUUUCAUUCAUCGCUAGUCCGGAAGCGGCUUUUUUCUGA